AUGGAUAUUCUUAUUUAUUCCUCAUCUCUACACAAUGCUUAACAAUCUAAUCAAUCCAUAAGAAUCUAAACAAUAAGAACUGACUAAAGAUCGAAUAGUUAACAUUUCAGAAAUAUUAAUGUGAUCAUCAAAGAAUUGAAUAAAACUCACACCAGAAGGAAAAGCUGCUAUUGCACCGAAUGCGGAUGCUUGGGAAGGUUCUAAUUCGAGAAUAUGAACACAAGAUAGCAAUUUAAAAACUAGAAAAAUAGAGAGGUUGGCAAUACAAAAAGUGCCUUAACACUAACGCUACCAAGUAUAUAGUUCCUCCUAUAUCUAAAGAAUAAGAGAUCUUCUUUUAAAGAAAGCGAACAGUUAGAAAAACAGAUAAAAAAACAACGAUUAUCGAUAGCAGCACUACUGGUGAUAAAAUGGAUGAGCAGAAGACAUAAUAUUUCAAUUUCAAUACGCAGUCGAGAUCUUCUCUCCUCUCUAAUAUUCUUGGAAAAAGAGACUUACAGAUUAAACAAAUUAAUAAAAUCAGUAGACCAUAAGGUUUAAUACGAUUGGAGCAAAAAAUGAGAUGUCUCAUUCCUAUCACCUAGAAACAUAUUCCACUGCCCUUCCCAGUCUAAUGUUGUUGCAGUCGAAUCAAAACUGAAAAUCAAAGUUAUCACCAUCAACCUUUGAGUCCAUCCAAUAGAACAAGCAGUAAAUCUAAUUAUAAGAAUUCGCCUUAUUACUAUACUUAUCGAUAAAUAUUAACCCCAAAAGUUAAAUAUAGAAAUGAGCAGAAAAACAUGAAAUCAACAAUUCAAUAAUGA
Messenger RNA from Paramecium octaurelia, 803 nucleotides. NCBI's taxonomy places the organism in Eukaryota, Ciliophora, Oligohymenophorea, Peniculida, Parameciidae. The record is from the annotation of a GenBank genome assembly.